Trichomonas vaginalis G3 is the source of this 771-nucleotide messenger RNA. Its product is annotated as transcription-initiator DNA-binding domain ibd family. The coding region runs from base 1 to 771 and encodes 256 amino acids. Lineage: Eukaryota; Parabasalia; Trichomonadida; Trichomonadidae. The record is from RefSeq and is a predicted model, not a curated record. The transcript has a single exon.
AUGCUUGCCGACAAAGAAGCCCCAUCCCCAAACGAAAACCCUAUCUUUUUCGACCUGCUUUCCAGGGAAGAUAAGAGAGCUUAUUCUACAUUAAGGGCAGAUCUCUGGAGUUUAGAGAAUAAAUUCAAGAGAAACAAAAGAUUAUCAAGUUUGCAAAAAUCAAUCGACCAAAUUCGAGAAUUUUGUAUCAGAAAUGAUUCCGAUGACUGGAAGAGAUGUAUGGUUUGUGGAAUUGUAUGGCUUGGUGAUGAUAUAGCGAUAAACAUCAGGCAAUUAAAAUUGCUCGUUAACAAAUGCAAGUCUUCAAUCAAUGGUGCAUUACUAAAAAUGGGAUUUGAGUCAUCUACAGCUAAGAACGAUGGAUUUAAGAAAUUAUUAGAUUUUAUGCCUUCUCUCCGUGGAAAUUUCAGCGAACAGAGAAUGUGGACUAUUCGUAGAAUGACUCCUUCGAACCCUGUUAUGUUCACACCCAUCCCACAGCAUAUUGAAGUUCCUCAAUUUGGAUUUGAUCCGGCAUUUUCACAAACACCUCAGCCAUUACUCAAAUUAUGCCCUACACAAUUAUACAAUAAGACUGUAGAAGUCUCCCAGCUAUUUGGUACUCAGAAUAAUGAAUUUGUUGUUAAGAAUGAAGAUCCUGUCAAAGUUAAGAAAGAGAAAAAGAUUGUAGAUGGUGUCGAAGUAGUUGAAGAUUGCUGUUGCUGCUGCCCAGACCACUUAAAUGAAGAAGACUUCGCUUUCGAAGAAUUUAAUGAGUUUGUCUAUUUCUAA